Messenger RNA from Megalobrama amblycephala (Wuchang bream), 1459 nucleotides. RefSeq names its product CD209 antigen-like protein C. Bases 373 to 1173 code for a protein of 266 amino acids. The transcript is spliced from 5 exons. NCBI's taxonomy places the organism in Eukaryota, Metazoa, Chordata, Actinopteri, Cypriniformes, Xenocyprididae. The record is from RefSeq and is a predicted model, not a curated record.
UGAACAAGAUGAACUUAAACAAAUACACUGAAUGAUUAUACCUGUAUUUAAAUCUCAUUCAAAUGAUCCCAAUUCACACUGUAGAAAAAGAAAGAAAAAAAAAAAUCUAGUGUACUUCUGCGAUCAGUCGAAGUUCCUUUCUGCAUAAAUACUGGAAACAUUUCCACAAAACAGUUCCUUUCUGCAUAAAUACUGGAAACAUUUCCACAAAACAGUUCCUUUCUGCAUAAAUACUUGCCAUAUAAACACAGAUGAGAAACAAAACACAGUCCACUCCAGGAGAGAAACUAGAGUUAGUUUGUUGGCAUUCUGAUGACACCAUAACUGUCUGAAAGUGUAAAUGAAAAUAUAGAAAGGAGUACAACCUGCAUAAUGCACAGAAAAGAUGGACGAACUACCAAUGAUAUCUAUGAAAAUGAUGACAUUAUUAAAGGUAAAAUUGGAAAAGAGAUCACGGACUCAACGCAAAGAAAAUCAUCUGAACUCACAGAAAGUGAUUCUGUGAGGAUCAGAAGCUCCAGAGCAGCUCUAGUGUGUUUGGGGCUGCUGCGUGUUCUUCUGCUGACUGCAGUCAUAGUGCUGUGUGUCUACAUCUAUACAAAGAGCACAAACUACACAGAAGAGAGAGACCAGCUACUAACCAAUAUUACCAGCCUGACAAAGGAAAGAGGCCAGCUAAUAACCAAGAUUACCAGCCUCACAGAUGUGAGAGACCAGUUAAUAAUCCAGAAUGGUAAUCUGACUAAAGAGAUAGACCAGCUGAAAUCAGAAAAAAACAAACAGAUAUGUUUUGACAAAGUAGAUGGAUGGACAAACUAUCAAUACAGUGUUUACUUCAUUUCCUCUGAGAAGAAGAGCUGGACUGAGAGCAGAAAAUACUGUACAGUCAGAGGAGCAGAUCUGAUCAUCAUAAACAACAAAGAGGAACAAAAUUUUGUCAGAAACAUUACUAGUUCUGAAUCAGUCUGGAUUGGUCUGACUGACAGUGAUGUGGAGGGCACAUGGAAAUGGGUUGAUGGCACCAACGUGAACUCUGGUUUCAGGUUCUGGGGGUCUGGAGAGCCAAAUGGAAAUGGAAACGAGGAUUGUGCUCUGACUUAUUCAUCAGGAUGGGCUGAUUUUCUCUGUAAUUUUAAUUAUAAAUGGAUCUGUGAGAAGACUAUAUUUAAAUGACUUGUUACAAUAUGUAAUUCAUAUAUAGGGAGUGCAUCAUGAAACCUUAAACAUCUUUAAAAGUCUUUAGUAAUUUUACCUGUUUUUGUUUGCAUGACAAUUGAAUUAUGCUAAUCUGUAAAAACGCUAAUAUUAAAGCUUUCAUAUGUAUAAACUAUUUAAAUUGUCUUUGUUUUGAAGGCUCAAUCACACCUGAUUUCCUAAACCAAAAUAUGCAGGUGAAACUCUUAACCUAAUUUAUCACGAUUUUAUUGUAUUAUUAUUCAGGACAUCAAUAAAGUUUAAU